GCUCCGGUCGCCUCCGUACGUCGCGUGUCUUCCUUAUAUAUAUAAUAAGAGCUCUCUAGCCAUGGCUGUCUGCAACUGCAACCGCAAACAACAGCGAUCAGGCCAGGUAGCUGUUUUCUCACGAGCCGGACGCGAACACGCAGCUGUUUCCUCUCUUCCUCUUCGCCCUCUGCUCCUCCGCAGCAGCGCGCGCGUAUACCUGACCUGUACGCAUUCAGCAGCACGGCAUGACGAAGCAAAAGAUAGUGAUCAAGCUCAGCAUGCCAUCUGAGAAGAGCCGGUCCAAGGCCAUGGUGCUGGUCGCCAGAACGGACGGCGUCAGCUCGAUGGAGAUCGCCGGCGACGGCAAGGACCAGCUGGUGGUGGUCGGCGUGGACGUCGACACCGUCUGCCUGGUCAUGUGCCUGCGCAAGAAGCUCGGCUACGCCGACAUCCUCAAGGUGGAGGAAGUGAAGGACAAGAAGCCGCCCGAGGGACCCAAGGUCGUCGACCCGCUGCCGUAUUACUGCCCUUGUUAUUACGGUUACUACUGCCACCAUCACAACAACCCGUGGUGUUGACAACCGUACGUAGUGUACGUACGUGUGCAAAACAGCCAUUUUAUAUUUUGACAGGUUGCCAGUUUUUUUUCUAAUUAGAUUUAGACUCACAUAUACGUUUUCUGUACGUAUUUGGUAUUGUUCUUCUUCUGUUUCUGUUUGUAUAAGAGGAAAAAAUAUAAAUAAUAAAAAGUUUUGGUAC
This is a messenger RNA of Zea mays, 741 nucleotides long. Its product is annotated as heavy metal-associated isoprenylated plant protein 47. The record is from RefSeq and is a predicted model, not a curated record. Gene Ontology annotation, molecular function: metal ion binding. The coding region runs from base 228 to 560 and encodes 110 amino acids. NCBI's taxonomy places the organism in Eukaryota, Viridiplantae, Streptophyta, Magnoliopsida, Poales, Poaceae. The transcript has 3 exons.